Molecule: messenger RNA, 1758 nt
Organism: Eruca vesicaria subsp. sativa (arugula)
Lineage: Eukaryota; Viridiplantae; Streptophyta; Magnoliopsida; Brassicales; Brassicaceae
Source: the annotation of a GenBank genome assembly
CUCCCAUCCUUAAUCUAUGACAUCGUCAUCCACUUUGUUUACUUGAGGAACAAUCAAACUAAGCCUAAAGCUCUUCAACCUCCUCUAAUGACUUCCAGCUCUACUUCAUUCCUGUUAACCACCACCCCGGGUGCAAAGUUUAACCGGAGAAAACCGGUGUUAACCGUGUUGGCUGCCAAACAGACAGGGUUUCAGCUCGGGAAACCCAAGGGCGAUGAUGACUCGGAGGGAAAACAAACCGGGAAAUCGCCAGAUUCGAACCCUUUCCGGUUUGAUUUCGGUAAGUUACCUGACAUGAAGUCUUUGAUGCCGGUCGUGUCGAACCCUUCGACCGGUUUAGCUUUUGGUAACAGCAGAAGAAAAGAUCCCGGUACGGUUUUUGUGGCUGGUGCUACGGGACAAGCCGGUAUACGUAUAGCUCAAACGCUCUUGCAACGAGGAUUCAGCGUUCGAGCCGGUGUUCCUGAUCUUGGAGCCGCUCAGGACCUUGCUCGUGUUGCGGCUACUUACAAGAUUCUAUCAAAGGAUGAGAUAAAGAGGCUAAACGCGGUGCAAUCGCCAUUCCAAGACGCGGAAUCAAUCGCAAAAGCCAUUGGAAACGCGACCAAAGUUGUGGUUACCAUCGGGGCGACAGAGAACGGUCCAGACGCCCCAGUCUCGACCUCAGACGCGCUGGUCCUUGUCCAAGCGGCUGAGCUAGCAGGCGUAAGCCACGUGGCGAUCGUUUACGACGGGAGCAUCAGCGGAUCAACAUACAACGUACUCGACGGGAUAACUUCGUUCUUCAACAACUUGUUCGCUCAAUCUCAGCCGUUGAGUAUCUCUGAGUUCAUCGAGAAAGUGGCUCAAACUGACGUGGCGUACACGCUCAUAAAGACGAGCUUGACGGAGGAUUUCUCCCCGGAGAAUUCUUAUAACGUCGUCGUUUCAGCUGAAGGGAGUAAUAGCCGAAGUGGCAGUAGUUCAUCCGAGGCGUACAAAGUAUCAAAGUUGAAGAUUGCCUCGCUGGUUGCAGACAUUUUCGCUAACACGGCCGUGGCAGAAAAUAAGGUAGUGGAAGUUUCUACAGAUCCAUCUGCACCGUCACGGGCAUUGGAUGAGCUUUUCAGUGUGAUCCCUGAAGACGGGAGGAGGAAAGUGUACGCAGAUGCGAUAGCAAGGGCAAGAGCCGAGGAAGAAGCUAAAGUCGCAGCAGAGAGAGCCCGAGAGGCUGCGGAAGCAGCCAAAGAGCUCGAGAAGCAAAUGCUGAAGCUCUCCGAGAAAGAAGCAGAAGCUGCAAGCCUCGCUGAGGACGCGCAGCAAAAAGCAGAAGCUGUGGGAAUCUCGGUGGACGGUCUAUUUAACAAGGCCAAAGAUAUCGGAUCAGGACUCUCCUGGAACACGCUCGGUUCUCAGAUCGCUACCGCGGUUCAGAACGCUUCAGAAACGCCAAAAGUGCAGGUCGCUACCGUCAGAGGACAGGCGAAGGCGAGAAACUUGCCACCCAAGAAAGCAGUGGUGAAACCACCAGCCGCUGCUGCGUUUGCGUCCAAACAAAAGGAAGAGCGUGUGAAGAAACCAGAGAAAGAGGUGAGGAAAGUGUUCGGAGGACUGUUUAAGCAGGAGACCAUCUACGUCGACGACGAUUGAAUACGCCAUUGGACGAUAUCGCUGUUGAGUUCCGUACAGUUCUUUCGCUCUGUUUCAACUUAAAUGUCUGCAACUCUAUAACUAUCUAUAAAUCAGUUGUUCAGCGUUGAGAUCCUUUAUGAGAACGAA